UUAAAUAUAUUUUACUGGAAACAAUCGUAGCAUCGACGCGAUUCUAUUUGUCAGAAACUUCAUCGCAUAUUUCCGUACUUAUUUUCUAUAGUUUAUAAUUUUGUAAGUCUAAUGGAUGUAAUAGGUAGUUGUGAUCCAUGUUCUUUCUAUUUACAUGAAUUAACAAUAGCAAGACUUCUAAGGCGUCCGCCUAACUUUGAACAGCCCCCUGUUGAAGUGCCGCCACGAAUCGAAUUUCAUGAUUUUGAUCCUUCAGGCAGUUACAAUGUAACGCCAGCGUACAAUUCACAGCAGGUGGUGAAUAAUACGAAGAUGAAUCUUUCUUUGUCUAUAAAUUCCCUCUUGAAACAACAUUGGAUGACCUUUCAGAAGAAUCCUACAAAAAAGUUCUUGAAUUUGGUGGUUGUAGGCUACGAACCAAGGGGGAGGUCACCAGUACGUCCCAUGAUGUUAAACGGUGAACCGUAUUCUAAGGACGGCUUGAGGCACUUCCCUAUUCCAUCAAAGCGAAGUGAUGCAAACUCAAAAGUUGAAGAGAUGUCUCAACGAUCAUCUUCGGAAACAGAAAGAAAAUGAUUCAGAAUAGUUCCGAUUAAAGCACAAUGAACCUUU
Molecule: messenger RNA, 612 nt
Organism: Hermetia illucens (black soldier fly)
Lineage: Eukaryota; Metazoa; Arthropoda; Insecta; Diptera; Stratiomyidae
Exons: 2
Coding region: 112-576 (154 amino acids)
Source: RefSeq, a predicted model, not a curated record